Molecule: messenger RNA, 261 nt
Organism: Naumovozyma dairenensis CBS 421
Lineage: Eukaryota; Fungi; Ascomycota; Saccharomycetes; Saccharomycetales; Saccharomycetaceae
Gene: TMA10
Product: Tma10p
Exons: 1
Coding region: 1-261 (86 amino acids)
Source: RefSeq, a predicted model, not a curated record
AUGACUAGAACUAACAAAUGGACCGUUCAUGAAUCAAGACCAGAUGCUAAAUAUUUCACUCACAAUGGUAAUUUUGGUGAAAACCCAGCCAAAGUUAAGAGAGAAGGUUCUGGUAAAGCCAAUUGGGGGAAAGCUGGGGAUGAAUUAACUGAUUUGGUCGAAUCAGGAGAAAUUAAGCCUGUAUUCAACAAACAAAGAAGAGGUUCCAACUCUCAAAAGAACCAAGAUAAAAUGAAAGAUAUUCAAGGAUAUCAUGUCUAA